Messenger RNA from Gossypium raimondii (Peruvian cotton), 1735 nucleotides. RefSeq names its product zinc finger protein SHOOT GRAVITROPISM 5. The coding region runs from base 320 to 1561 and encodes 413 amino acids. Lineage: Eukaryota; Viridiplantae; Streptophyta; Magnoliopsida; Malvales; Malvaceae. The record is from RefSeq and is a predicted model, not a curated record. The transcript has 3 exons. Gene Ontology annotation, molecular function: DNA-binding transcription factor activity. Gene Ontology annotation, cellular component: nucleus.
CAACCUUACCUGUUCAUGGUGGGGGUCUAACUGAAACAGCAAAACCAAGAAAACUUUUUUUAAAUAAAGCUUAAAAGAAAGAAAGUUGAUGGCAGAAAGCAAUAGCUUUUUCUUCUUCUCCAUGUUCCCUUCCCUCUCUCUCUGAUCCCCAUUUUCCUUUGUGUAGUGUUAUCAGUAAAGCUGAAUUUCCCCUCCCCCACUAGCUACUCCAAGCCAAGCCCUCCACCACCUGUACAGCUAAAGCAAGAUUGAUUGAUUUGUUUUUUCACUUCAAACUCCAUCACCCACGCAACACAUAUAGUGAACUGCAACCAUCACUAUGUUAGACAACAACUCUUCAAUUUCUGCUGCACCCCUUCCAUCUUCCUCCUCUGAUCCCCUCACUCCUUUGGAAAAUGGGGCCACCCAUAAAAGAAAAAGAAAGCCAGCAGGCACCCCAGAUCCUGAUGCAGAGGUGGUUUCUUUAUCUCCAAAAACGUUGCUGGAAUCGGAUAGAUAUGUUUGUGAGAUCUGCAACCAAGGGUUUCAAAGAGACCAGAACCUGCAAAUGCAUAGGAGAAGGCAUAAGGUGCCAUGGAAGCUGCUGAAAAGGGAAUCACAAGAGGUGAAGAAGAGGGUGUUCGUUUGCCCCGAGCCAACCUGCUUGCACCAUGACCCUUGCCAUGCUUUAGGUGAUCUGGUUGGCAUCAAGAAACAUUUCCGGCGGAAACACAGCAAUCAGAAACAGUGGGUUUGCGAGAAAUGCUCUAAAGGUUACGCUGUUCAGUCUGAUUACAAGGCUCAUCUCAAGACUUGUGGCACCCGAGGCCAUUCUUGUGACUGUGGCCGUGUCUUUUCCAGGGUGGAGAGUUUCAUUGAACACCAAGAUGCUUGCACCAUUCGACGAGUUCAACCUGAGUUGCAGGCGCAGCUGCAACCUGCAGCAGCCUGCUCCUCUCGAACGGCUUCAAGCACUAGUCCUUCAAGCGAUGCCAACUUUAGCAUCGCCCCAUUGCAUGGAUUGCCGAUAACAAAAUCAACGGAGCCUGUUUUCUUGUACAAGCGUGUGUCUGGUUCAGACCAUCAGCGCCAACAACUGCAACACAAUCUUGAACUUCAACUUCUACCUUCAUCAACCGCUAACUCGAGGGAUUCAGAUGAGGAGUACGCUACACAUUUGAAGCUAUCGAUAGGGUCCAACGACGGUGGUGAAAAGAAUGCAAGUGAAACGACAUUAGAAGCUACUAGGUUGAAAGAGUUCGCAAGUGGGCAGCUAAAGUUGGCCAUGGCCGAGAAGGCCUACGCCGAAAAGGCUAGACAAGAAGCUAAGAGGCAGAUCGAGAUGGCUGAGCUUGAGUUCGCUAGUGCAAAGAGGAUAAGGCAACAAGCGCAAGGUGAACUGGAGAAAGCUCAAGCCUUGAAAGAUCAAGCCACAAAGAAGAUAAGUGCUACAAUCAUGCAGAUCACUUGUCAAACUUGCAAGCAUCAGUUCCAAACAUCAACAGCUGCUGGUCCAGAUGAUGAGACCUCACUUGCUAUGAGUUACAUGUCUUCAGCCACAACAGAAGGGGAAGGAGAGUGACGGCAAGUUGAUCAUGCAAUGAUAAAUGAUCAACCCCCAUUAGCCCUUAAAUCUCUUUGUUCUUUGAUCUGCAUGUUGAGUUUUUCUUUGCUUUGUCAACUAGUUUUUCUUCACUUAUUCUAACCACUACGUGGAUUUGAUAUAAGAAAAAGAAGAAGAAAAUGGUCGUUUUAA